This is a messenger RNA of Moneuplotes crassus, 1055 nucleotides long. NCBI's taxonomy places the organism in Eukaryota, Ciliophora, Spirotrichea, Euplotida, Euplotidae. The record is from the annotation of a GenBank genome assembly.
CACCUCAAAAUUCCAACAACAAUCUCUUUUCAGCUCAAAAUUACGCAAAGCCUCCGUCCAACUCCCUCAAAACAAAUCCUAUAACACAAUCUACAACCCCAAAGCAAGACAUGCAAGCCUGAUACAGAUCCUCAAGCCCCAGCUUCCCUAAAGCCUUUCCCUCCUUCCUCCAGCAUCCAUCUCUAAUAGACCAGUCAACCUCAAUAGUUGAUGAUUUCAAGAUGGUCAAAAGUAUCGACUCUGUUGGUAAAUAUGAUGAAUCAAGAGCCAAGUCUAGUAAUAGCAGAGAAAGGAUGGGGAAUACAAUUAUUAAGAGUUUUAGAGGGAAAGAUGACUCCUGAAAACAGAAGGAACAGGAAAUUAGUCAAAAAGAGGAGAUUGAGCAGAAGAAAGAUGGUAGAGAGGUGAAGCAUGAUUUUGAGGAAGAAAAGGAGACUAGUUAUGAUGUGAAGUUUACAGAUGUCAGUAAAGAUCAUCCUAGCCAUCCUAAAAUUCUUGAAGAAAAGUGUUUAAAUAACCAGGCUUACUCUAAGCCCCAAAAUUUUAAGAGGCAAUCUAGAAUGCACAAAAGAUAUUUCUCAAAGAAUAUUGAAAGUUUUGUGUCGAAGAUGCCAAACUAUCAGUCAAGAUCUGAUAACUCCUUGAGCUGAAGUCCUAUUCGGGGUACAAAAUACUACAACUGUAGGUUUAAAGGAAUUUCUAAGAUCUCUACUUACAUUGGAUGUACUAUUCAUGAGUACAAACUCCCAAAGGAUGGACGAUGCAAGAAAUGUAAAGGAUUUGCUAUCCACAAGAGCAAAUUUUAUAAAGGCAAGUUUCUUAUCCAGCAUGUAAAGAGCAGCAAGUAUCUUAAAUGAAUCGCAUUUGGAGCAAUAGAAAAACUCAUUGGAGUGAAACCAGAUGAUUUUGACCCUGCUAUGAUGAGUGAUAUUAAACAAAAACUAAUAACUGAGAAGGAAAAUAGCUCCACAAAGCCAUAUUUCUGCUUGAAACUUAUCCAACCCUUGACCAACAAAGAGGAAUACAUUAUUGCUAAUGUAAAAACUAACUGCUAA